GUGAAUCCGUUGCACGUGUGUACGGAUUAGAGUGCAAAUCACUGGCCGUUAUUGGAACAAGUAUAGACACCUCAGCUAGGCCCAUCCUGUUCCACUAUCCAUCAUCCAUCACCCAAUCCACUCCGCCUCGCCUUCCUCCGGCGUGCGUCUUCCCUCCGCCGGCCGCCGCUGCCCAGAAGCCGCCAAAUAAAGUCUCCUCCGGCCUGCUUCCCCGCCGCUACCUGCUAAGUGCCACCAUUCGCCGUCGAGGGGCUCGCCGGCAGCUCGGCCGCAGCGGAGGCGGCGCAGAGGUAGGAGACGCGCUGAGGACAAGAUAAGAAUUCUUGUUUGCCAGCUGUGGAAGGAAAAUUACUAUUGCUACCGACCGAAAUUUCCCGGGUUAAUACUAGCAUCAGCGAUCUUCUUAUCGGUUGUUUCAGCACAGCAAAUUGUGCAAGAAAUGACCCCUGAUAGAUUUUGAGGCUGCAGGAUUCUGUUAAAUUUCUUGGUUCAAAGGCACCAAGCAAGCUUCCUUCCGUGUCCCGGUUGCUGCUUUUGCAGCGGAGGAGACAAGGAAUUAUUUUAGGAUCCAUUUCUGGAGGAAUUCCGCACAGGGAAUAGUGUCUGCGAAUUUCUUUGCCAAUAUGUGUGCUACUGGUGCUUCUCGGGUUCUUGAUGUGGAGGUUGCUAUGUUGCAAUGAUAUGCAGCGUCGACAUUAGGGGAAUGCUGAUGACAUGAGCCUGUGGCCACUCCAGGUGUAUUUGCCCUUGUGUUCCAAGUACCGCUGGGGCUAGGAACAUGUGGUCGCCGUUUCAUGACCUUCAUGAGCUGUUCUGCGGUCAGGUCUAAUGGCAUUGCGCUCCGGUUUCUCAUUGAGGAUAGGAUCCGGCGCCGGAGUGCUUGUGCAUACAAGAUGUUCACCCUUGGUUCCCAGAGGAGGAGGGUGAGGCACCCGGUGGUCUUUGCGACGAAGAGGAGGCGGCCGAAGAAGUGGGAACGGCCGUGGUGGAAGACAUUUUUCUACGAUGGGAAUGAAGAUGAGGAGAGCUUGGCUGGCUGGAGGGAGGUUGAUGAAUUGUCGGAGGAGAUUGGCAAUGACCAAGAGCUGUCGGAGAAUGAGAAGUUUGAGACGUGGAGGAGGAAAGCUGAGGCUAUUGUUGAGCUGCGGGAAGCCCAGCAGGAUGCUAUGAAUGCCGAGGAGCGGUCGUGGGAGGAUUGGAUCAGCGGGGGCAGCACAUCAGGGGGUGGAGACGGGGGUGGGGGUGCGAGCAUGUUGGAUCAGAUAACUGAUGAUCCUGCAGAGAUUAUGAGGGAUAAGAGUGUUAUUGAAGUUUUCAGGGAUCCCCUUAAUGAAGAUUAUGAUGACAUGUUGUUCGAAGAUCGAGUUUUUAUGUAUGCCUCAACAAAUUCGGCCAAAUUUCUGGCAAUAUUGAUUGUGGUUCCGUGGGUGAUAGAUUUUCUAGUACAUGACUAUGUUAUGCUGCCCUUUUUAGAGAGGUAUGUCCAGAAGGUGCCACUUGCUGCUGAGUUACUUGAUGUAAGACGCAGCCAGAAGCUCCAGAUGGUUAAAGACCUAAAUAUUGAGAAGGCAAGAUACCGACUUGAAGUAGAGAUUGGUAAAUCUCCUCCGCUUUCUGAUGAGGAGGUCUGGUCAGAGCUGCGGGAAAAAGCGUUAGAGUUGAGAGAUGACUGGAGAUUAGAAAACCGGAAAGCUUUUGCAAAUAUAUGGUCUGAUAUGGUUUAUGGGAUUGCACUAUUCCUUAUUAUCUGCUUCAACCAGAGCAAAGUUGCGAUGCUGAAGUUCACAGGAUAUAAGUUGCUAAAUAACAUUUCAGACAGUGGGAAGGCCUUUCUUAUUAUUCUAAUAUCAGACAUCCUUCUAGGGUACCAUUCAGAGUCAGGUUGGCAUACAUUGGUUGAGGUUAUUCUUGAGCACUACGGGCUUGAAGCAGAUGAAGCUGCAGUCACAUUUUUUGUUUGUUUGGUUCCAGUUGCUUUCGACGUGUUGAUAAAGUUUUGGGUAUACAAAUACCUUCCAAGAUUGUCACCCAGUGUGGUCAACAUUUUGGAUGAAAUAACACGCCACUAGAGAAUUUCUUUUUUUAUAUUGGAAAAUCGCUUGGCAAUUGUCACCUUCCAGGUAACAAUCAUACAAUCUAUUGGAUGGGCAUUCCAAAAUUUCAAUUCUGAAGGAAAUCUUCGUCUGAAAGGCCUCAUAUCAGGUGUCAGCCUUAUUUUCCAUGACCGGGAACUGGAGAAGUAACAUGAGCCGGUUCCUAUUACGAAACCAUAUCAUGUGAAAGACUCUUUGUUAGUCCGUAGUUGGUUCUUAUCCUAAAAUCAUAUAAUGUGGAAGACUCUGUUAGUCCGUUAGCAACACUCAUCUGGUUGAUGUCAAAAAAAAAAAAUCAUCCGGUUGCGCAACAAAGAUUCUGCACCGGAUCCCCUACAGGAAAAAUUCAGAUUCUUUUGACCUGAUAUCUAUCAGCGGCAGUCAGCUCUGCUCACAUGUGGAGCCUUGUUUCAUUUUCAUUUAAGUUUCUGCUGCGCAAAUUCUGAAGAAAGUAUAGC
This is a messenger RNA of Setaria italica (foxtail millet), 2551 nucleotides long. RefSeq names its product chloroplast envelope membrane protein. NCBI's taxonomy places the organism in Eukaryota, Viridiplantae, Streptophyta, Magnoliopsida, Poales, Poaceae. The transcript has 9 exons. The coding region runs from base 795 to 2069 and encodes 424 amino acids. Gene Ontology annotation, cellular component: membrane. The record is from RefSeq and is a predicted model, not a curated record.